UUACAGGUUGAUUCUCCUUCCACAAAAGAUAAAUUACUGGUGUUCUUCAAAAUAAAACCUGAUGUCAUUACAGCAGACAAUUUGGCAGAUGUAUUUGUCUCAUCUAUGAUUGACUCACCAAUAUCUUCACUUUAUCAUUCUCUUCAGACCCUCUAUGCUCCAAUAUUACUAAAGGAUUCAGAAUGGAGUGGGACUUUGGACCCCAGGCUGCAGUCCCUAGUGACGGAACUCUCGGAAGGACUUGGGAGCAUGUUACGCAAACAGUCUUCGGAAGGUGCUUCAGAUAAGGGGGCCUCUUCAUCACAUUUAGCAGGAAUUCUGAAUGUUAAGGACGAAACCCAAUACUGGGCUGACGUUGCAAACAACCCUAAGAAUCGAGAUGAAAAGGAAAUGGCUCAGGGCUUUUACAACUGUCUUGAUCCUAUUGCAAAAGAAUUCAGUGGGUUGGAUGCUGUGUCUCUCCUAGAUGCAGAAGAUAUUUUGGAAAAUACCCAUAACUUGUUGGAUGAGUUGUGGAGGCUGGACUAUCCGCAGUCUCGUAUGGAGCACCUUUUGGAUAUCAUAGCGAAUCAGAUUACGCGUUAUGUCCAGGGAAAAUUAAGUGAAGAAGAUCUGUGGGGUGGACAGUUCACACAGAUUGAGAAGAACCUGUCUGAAGGCAUUACUCUGUGUGAUCGAUGGGUGGACAGCUGCAGCAAACUUACUGGCAUAUUUUGGAAGAGUGGUGUGGACCAGAUGUGGGAAAAUGAUGCAUUUGUUCCAGAAUACUGCAAGAAUGUUUCAAAACGCCUGAAUGAGAUUCUGAGUCUCCGGACUCUGCACAAACAAUUGACCAGACUUUUGUCCAUUAGUGAACAGGAGGAACUGAAAACAGCUGAUUCAUUCAAGCCAUUUGCUGGGCUGAAACCUGUUCAGUAUAACCCUUACACAGAACCCUUAUGGCAAGCAGCAGUACGCCAGUUUGAGAAUUCCCUCAAGCCAGCUGAGCAGAGGAUUGCUGGUAAAUUGAGAGCUCAGCUUAGAAACAUGAACUCAAGUGCCUAUCAACUAAUGCAAGAAUUCAAGAGGUACAAAGAGUUGAUCAAGCGUGAAAGCAUACAGCAGGAACUUCUUUCUGAGAGAGAAAUGUUGCUCAGUGAACUCAGCAGUUACAUCCGCACAAUUAGUUCUGAUUUCAGUAGCACGGCUGUCAAUGGACCAAGACGUUUAGCAAAUGUGCCUGAGGUUGUUAGCAACAUUUAUUGGGUCAAACCUAUUCAUGCAAAAGUGGUGGACAUUGGAAAGACAGCUGAUGCACUGCUAAGUGAUCUUAAUGGUUACGAUGACCUGAAGCGAAACAUUGGAGAAUUCUGUGAGGAACUUGAUGACUAUCACAAUGACCAGUUCGAUUCUUGGUCUCGGGAAAUGCUGCAGAGGAUUGAGUCAGAGGAGCUCAGUAUCAACUUCCACAACACAAUAGGUGACCAGAUGAUCCCGUCUCAGCGAGCAAUGAUGCUGGAAGCUGCCUUGGCAUUGUCUGGGCUGGUACAGGAGCAAAAUAACAUCACUUGGUCAAACACAGAGGAAUUAGAUUCAUACAUUGGCAGACUCAAAGCUGCGACACAGAGGCUGGCUCGUGAGAACAAGCAGCUGGCACAGUGUCACCUCAUGGUGAAGGAACGGGUACUUCAGCUGAUGAACACUGACCUUUUGAGGCACCAGCCUAAGUGGAAGGAGCUCUUGAAGGAGAUGAGGUCAAUCAUGCACCAGCUGGAUGAGAAGGGCUUCUCCGACCAGAAAUCUUGGUGUUCACACUGGGACCGCCAACUGUACAAGGCUCUGGAGCAUCAGUACCAACUGGGUAUUGAAGCCCUUAAUCAGCACCUUCCAGAGUUCAAGGUGGAAUUGACAUAUAGGCAGCAGAGGCUGCAGUUCCGCCCUCCCAUGGAAGAAAUACGUAUGAAGUAUUAUGGGCAGUUGAAACGGUUCCUUGCAAUUCCCUAUCACUUUAAGGGAGUGAGUGAAGUGAAUGACCAUCCCGUUUUCCCCAUCAUUGUCGACCGAAAUGCCCACCGCUUCACACAGCUGUUUCAGAGGGCAGAGGAGCUCUUUGAAAGACUAGAAAAGGUCAAGGAACGCUUUGUUGACCUGUGCGCCCUUGGGUCAUGUGACAUUGAGCAGCUGGUAGGAAAGCAUUGUACAGUUGCAGAAGACUGGGACAGGAACUUCCGAGCCUCAAAGGCCAAGGGCCAAGAAAUAGGCAAACUGCCAAGCACGGAAGAAAAGAUUGAUUGCUUCAGCAUCAGCUUCCAGCCAUUACGUGUUGAGUUGGAGAUUAUGAACCGCCGCUAUUGGGACAUACUGGUGCAGAGUCUACAUAAUGCUAUUAUUGAGGACAUCAAUGCCAUUGAGAAAUUUACUGAAAGUGCAAUAGAAGUCCUUAAAAGGCAGCCACAAACAGUAGAAGAGAUUGCAGAGGCCAGCAACAAGCACGCACAGUAUAUGGCAGAGACAGAGGAGAUGGUCGAACGUUUUAAUGAGGCUGAGCGUAAGAACAAGACCCUGGCCAGCUGGACAAAAGAGAGAGUGGAUCAGGUGUCUCGUGUCACAAUGCAGUGGGAUAACUACAAAACACUUAUGGAUAACCAUGAACAGAUUGUUUCAAAGCAGAUUGAAGCUAUCAAAGCCAAUCUUCAAAGCCAAACCAACAAUUUCAAUAAUGAGGUUGAGGACUUUGGUCUGAGGUGGAAGCAGCUUCAGCCGAAGGAGGACCAACUGGAGGGCGAUUCAGAGCGCAUACAGGCAGCCAUCACACUUGUACGUGAGAAACGAUUCGAAUGGGAUCAGCUGAUGGAAACACGUGAUAGUAUCAGAAAAGACUAUGAGCACUUUGGGAUGGGAGAACCUUACUUCCCCAUGAUUGACGAGAUUGAAGAAAGCUUGAAACAGCAUGAGCAAGUGUGGGGUCUGUUUGAUGAGUUUAACAGCAGCAUGGAGGAGUUUUCUAAGGAAGAAUGGAUUGUGUUCCGGAGCAAAACUUACCGUUUUGAGGAGUUUUUGGCCAAUUGGAAUGACAAACUUCGUUCAUCAGGUGAAACCACAGUUGUAACUGUCCGGCUCAUCCAUGAACUGGAAAAAUAUAGAGCAAUGUUACCAGUGUUAAAGUAUGUCCGUGGAGAAGUGUUUUCUGAGAAGCACUGGAUAGAGAUGUAUAGUAUUCUUGGCAUACCAACCAAUGUCACCAUCGAUAAACUCACUUUUGGACAUUUCUUGAAGGUCCGUGAUGAGAUGAUCAACCAGAAUGAUGUUCUAAAAGAGAUGAAUGCUAAAGCGGCAGGUGAGGUUGUGAUCCGGCAAGCCCUUGGAGAACUGGAUGUGUGGGAGGUGGAUGCACGGCUCACCCUCAUCCCCCACUCGGACUCCCGCAGCAAUGAGAUCAUGCUUAUCAAGGAAUGGAAGGAUGUUAUUAACAAGGUUGGUGACCAUCAGAGCCUUCUGCAGUCUCUGAAAGACUCGCCCUACUUUGGGGGAUUUGCAGAUCGGGCUCGCAUGUGGGAGCAACGCCUAGCUGACCUUGAUGAAUACCUGACUAAUUUGAAUCAGAUUCAGAGAAAAUGGGUGUACUUAGAGCCCAUCUUUGGAAGAGGUGCACUACCCAAUGAACAAGGGAGAUUUCGUAGAGUUGAUGAUGACUUCAAAGCAAUCAUGGCAGAUGUUGCAAGAGAUAAUAAGGUGGUGUCACUCUGCAAAAUCAAUGGCAUUCGAAACACUCUUACGACACUUCUUGACCAGCUGGCUAGAUGCCAAAAGAGCCUUAAUGAAUACCUGGAAGAAAAGAGAUCAGCCUUCCCUCGCUUCUACUUUAUUGGUGACGAUGAUCUGCUGGAGAUCUUGGGUCAGGCCACGAAUCCUGAAGUCAUUCAGGCCCAUUUGAAGAAACUAUUUGCUGGAAUCCACAAUGUAAGAUUUGAUGAAGAGAACUCUCACAUCAUAGCCAUGAGAAGCUUAGAAGGAGAAGAUGUUCCACUCAAAAGGCCUGUUCAAAUAUCUACAGAGGUUGAGGACUGGUUAUUCCGUUUAAGUGAGGAGAUGAAGAUGACACUCCGUCAGUUGCUGAGUGAAUGUCUCGAAGAAGCGCGCAGUGAGGCAGGAAUGGACCCUCUCAAGUAUCCAUCUCAGAUCCUGUGCUUAGCAGAUGCCAUCCUCUUUACUGAGCGCUGUGAAGAGUCUAUCAGGGAGGGCAGUCUGACAAGCUACCAGAAGGAACUUGAGGCAAAAUUGGAAUCAUACACAGGGGUUGACCUAAGCUCAGAUGGCACCCCUGAGGGCAAAGUGGACAGCCUUGUUUUAGAACUGAAGUUGAAAGCAUUGAUUCUGGACACAAUUCACAACAUUGAUGUUGUUCAGAUCCUACUGCAAGCCAACACAACAUCCUUGUCAGAAUGGCCCUGGCAGAAACAGCUCCGAUUCUAUUUAGGCGAUGGUGGUUCAGCUCUCAUGCGGAUGGUUGAUGCACAGUUUGAUUAUACAUAUGAGUAUCAAGGCAAUGCUCCAAAGUUGGUCCACACUCCAUUGACUGAUAAAUGCUACUUAACGUUAACACAGGGCAUGCACAUGGGACUUGGUGGUAAUCCUUAUGGUCCAGCUGGAACAGGCAAGACAGAAUCGGUGAAAGCGCUUGGGAACCUAUUUGGACGGCAGGUUCUCGUUUUCAACUGUGACGAGGGCAUCGACGUGAAGAGCAUGGGCCGUAUAUUUGUUGGUUUGGUAAAGUGCGGUGCCUGGGGCUGCUUUGAUGAGUUUAAUAGAUUGGAGGAGGCAGUGUUAUCAGCUGUUUCCAUGCAGAUCCAGACCAUUCAGGCAGCUUUGAAGUCACAAGCCUCCUCGACCAUGUUGCUAGAGAAAGAGGUUCCUGUUGAUCCAAACUCAGGGAUCUUUAUCACACUCAACCCAGCCGGCAAGGGCUAUGGUGGCCGACAAAAGCUGCCAGACAACUUGAAGCAGCUGUUCCGGCCUGUUGCAAUGUCCCGUCCUGACAAUGAACUGAUUGCAGAGGUCAUCCUGUUUUCUGAGGGUUUCAAGGAAGCCAAGAGCCUAGGGCGUAAACUGGUGGCCAUUUUCACACUGUCUAAAGAGCUCCUGACACCACAGCAGCACUAUGAUUGGGGUCUGCGAGCCUUGAAAACAGUGCUGAAGGGCUCAGGAAACCUUCUACAAUUAUACAGAAAAACCUUGUCAGAUGAAGAAAAGGCAUCUGGGAUCAGCUUAACAAUUGAAUCAGAACUUGUGGUGCAAGCUCUGAGGCUGAACACACUGUCAAAACUAACCUUCUCAGACAGUUCAAGAUUUGAUGACUUGGUGAAAGACGUGUUCCCUGAUGUGAAAUUCAGGGGGGUAGGGUAUGAAGACCUAGCUAGUGUUCUCCAAGAAGUCUUUACUGAAAUGGGUCUCAUACCAAAUGACAGGCAAAUAAAGAAGGCACUAGAGCUUUAUGAACAGCUUCAGCAGCGUAUGGGAGUGGUAAUUGUAGGUCCUUCUGGAUCAGGAAAAACAACAUUAUGGCAAACUCUGCGUCAGGCUCUACUCAGGAUGGAACAACAGGUGAAGAAAUAUGUCAUGAACCCUAAGGCCAUGCCCAGACAGCAGCUUCUCGGGCAUAUUGAUCAUGACACGAGAGAAUGGUCAGAUGGUGUCUUGACAGCUUCUGCACGUCAAGUGGUGAAGGAACCCACAGAAGUUACUUCCUGGAUCAUUUGUGAUGGAGACAUUGAUCCUGAGUGGAUUGAAUCACUCAAUUCUGUGUUGGAUGACAAUCGACUGCUAACUAUGCCAUCUGGUGAGAGAAUUCAGUUUGGACCUAAUGUAAAUUUCCUCUUUGAAACCCAUGAUCUUUCAUCUGCAUCGCCAGCUACAAUCUCGCGAAUGGGAAUGAUAUUCUUAAGUGAUGAAGAUACCAACAUCCAGGCAGUUGUUAGUGCAUGGCUUUCCUCACAAGAAGAAAGCACUAGGAAGUAUCUUGAACCUUAUAUUGAAGAACACUUUUUCAAGGCACUUGAGUGGGUGCUGCGUGCAGGAGAAACCCAAGUGGAAACUACAUUAGUUGGAUGGGUCUUGAAUGGCCUCUCCCAUCUGCCUGGGGUAACAAGUAAAGUACACUUUGCCCUGGCACUGGUAAGAGGUCUAGGUGGCAAUCUCCCUGAAAACAUUAGGGCAGAUUUUGCACGAGAGGUCUACUCAUGGGUUGGUGAACAUAUUCCUGACCAACGAAAACCUUUGAAUAUUUACUAUGAUUCUGCCCGAGACCGUCUAGAAACUUACUCAUCAGAAUCCGCAGAUAAUAUUGGAGCUGAUACAGAUGAAAUGCCCCUGAUAUUGACAUCAGAUGCAUUGUGCUCUUUGGAUUACUUCAGUCCAUGGCUUGAGAUGGAGACACAACAGCCGUUCAUCUUGGUUGGGCCUGAAGGAUGUGGAAAAAGUCUGCUGCUUCAUCACUGCUUCUCAAAACUAAGGAGCACACAAGCAACAAUGAUCCAUUGCAGUGCAUAUACUGCUCCUCAACAUAUCCUACAGAAACUUUCUCAGAUGUGCAUGGUGAUAUCCACCAACACAGGGCGUGUAUACCGUCCAAAGGAUUGUGAGAGGUUGAUUGUAUAUUUGAAGGACCUGAACCUCCCCAAGCCAGAUAAAUGGGGCACAUGCCAGUUGAUUACAUUUUUACAGCAGGUUGUGACAUACAAUGGAUUUUAUGACCAAAACUUGGAAUGGGUUGGGCUGGAAGGAGUGCAAAUUGUAGCAUCCAUGACAAGUGGGUCAGCAUUAGGACGGCAUAAACUCUCGACUCGCUUCACAUCCAUAGUUAGGAUUGCAUCCAUUGGGUACCCUGAACGUGACCAGCUAGUGAACGUGUAUGCAGCAUACUUGCGGUCAGUGCUCACUGUGGUGGCUCCAGAGCAUAAGGUCUGGGGAGCACAGACCAAGCAACAGCAGCUAGCCACAUCCAUGGUCAAUGUUUAUCAUCACUUGCGUGAUGCCUUCAGCGUAGAUGACUACAGCCAUUAUCUUUUUACACCUCGGGACCUAACACGAUGGGUCCUUGGACUGUUGAGAUACCAGAUAGAUGCAGAAGAUGCAGCACUUCAGCCUUUGCUUGAAGUCUGGUUAUAUGAGGCUUGCAGAAUGUUCCGUGAUAAGCUUGCAGAUGAUGAGGAUAUUCAGAAAUUUGACGCACUGAUAUUAUCAACAUUACAUUCAGACUGGGGUGUUGAUCUUAGGGAACACAUUACUGAUUCAUACUACGUGACUUCAGGCGCUGGUGUUGUUGCUCCAGGUGCUCCUCUGCCUAUCCAUGGCUACAAGUUGGGCUUCAUGAACAGUGAGGAUUGGACACAUGUGGUUGAGCGAGCUGUGUUGCAGUUCAGCCGGGAGAAGCAAGAAUUAGAUCUGCUCAUUUUCCCUGAGGUCCUGGAAGCAAUGGCACGAGUGGAUCGUGUAUUGACAUCGCCUGGAGGAUCACUUCUCAUGGCUGGCAGGUCUGGGGUUGGGCGUAGAACAGCAGUAUCAGUCAUUGCAUUCCUCCAUGGCAUCAAAGUUGUUUCUCCAGCCAUGACAUUAGGAUAUGACAUUAAAAAUUUCAAGACUGAUCUAAAGCAGGUGAUGCAGACAGCUGGUGUAGAUGGUGAGCAAGUUCUUCUCCUUCUGGAAGAUCAUAAUUUAGUGUCAUCAGCCUUUUUGGAAGUCAUCAAUUCACUCCUGAUGGCUGGGGAGAUUCCUGGUCUCUACACGUCAGAAGAAUUGGAUCCUCUCCUCAUGCCACUGAGAGAUGAAGCAGCACAUGAAGGAUUUAGAGGAUCUCAGUAUGCCUACUUUGCAUCCAGAGUGAGGAAGAACCUACAUAUUGCUUUGAUUAUGGACUCCAGCAACCAGGACUUUACCCGGCAGUGUGAGAGUAAUCCGGCUCUGUACAAGCAGUGUGCUGUUUUAUGGAUGGAGGGAUGGUCAAGGGAAACUAUGGUACAGAUCCCCAGCAUGUUGCUCAAAGAGAGUGAGUUGGAUUCAAAAGACUCUGUAGAAUUCCAGCAGACCUUCCUUGCCAUUCAUGAAAGCCUUCCUGUCCACCUCUCAACACCUCGAAGGUAUCUAGUCCUACUCAACACAUACCGUGCCAUUUACAACACCAAGAAGGAAGGGGUCCUUCACCGACAGGGCCACUUGAAGGCUGGUGUGGCCAAACUAAAUGAAGCUCAAGAGGUUGUGAGUAAGCUGAAGGCUGAAGCAACAGAGCAGGAAGUUAGGCUCGCUGAGAAGCAGGAGGAAGCCAACCGCGCCCUCCAGCUGAUCACAAACACCAUGAAGAAUGCCAAUGACCAGAAAGUCCAGAUGGAGAGCCUGAAGGAGCAGACACUCAAAGAAAACCAGAUCAUUGCUGAAAGGAAAAAGGCCAUUGAUGUGGAACUGGCUGAGAUUGAGCCUUUAGUAAGAGAGGCAAAGGAAGCUGUUGGAAACAUUAAAUCAGAGGCUUUGACUGAGAUAAGGUCCUUGAGAGCCCCUCCUGAAGUGAUCAGGGACAUUUUGGAGGGUGUUCUGCGGCUUAUGGGAAUCCAGGACACGUCAUGGAACUCUAUGAAGACCUUCCUGGCCAAGAGGGGCAUCAAAGAGGAGAUAAGAAACUAUGAUCCACGAAGCGUUGCCCCAGAAUCACGAAAGGCGGUUGAAAAGCUCCUCCGAGAACGUGCAGAUUCAUUUGAUCCAGUUGUUGCCAAGAGAGCUUCUACAGCAGCUGUGCCCUUGACGGCUUGGGUGAAAGCCAAUGUCAAGUUUUCAUACGUACUUGAGAAGGUCAAGCCCUUGGAACAAGAGCAGAAUAAAUUGCAGAGAAACCUGACUAGGGCAGAGGAACAGAUAGGGGAACUGUCAGCCGGCUUGGACGAAGUUGACAAGGAGGUGGCCAUCUUACGUGAAAAGCUGAAUCGCUCAACGAAAGAGGCAGUGGAAGUUGAGUUCCACUUGAAUAAGGCCAAGGAAACCAUGUCAGCUGCUGAGAGUCUCGUCACCAAGCUUGAAGGGGAAUAUAAGCGAUGGAGUCAGCAAGUGUCGGAGUUAGAUUCAGAUGUGCAGGAACUUCCAAGGGAGGCUGUACUCGCAGCUGCAUUCAUUACAUACCUCAGCGAAGCCCCAGAAGAUACGCGCAAGGCAACUCUCAUGCACUGGAGUAAAAUGAUGCAUGUUGAAGACUUUGAUCUGAGAAAGUUUGCCAGCACAGAACGUGAACAGCUGCAGUGGAAAUCGGAGGGCUUGCCUUCAGACCAGCUCUCCAUUGAGAAUGCCCUUGUGAUUCUCCAGUAUUCAGCUGUUUAUGGAGAAUGUGGUGAAUGUGGACCAACUUUGGAAUGUUUAGUAGAAGCUGUUGAGGAUGAAGUACCAAGGGAUAUAGUUCUUUUGCAUGGCUGGUUAAAUUACAAGCCGGACAAGGCGGGUUAUAAUGGGAGCUGUAGAGUUCUCAUGUCGAAGUUCCCAAAAGCUGUUGUAUACCAGGAAUCUAUAGGACAUCAGUACUUACAUUCUGAUCCUAGAUUAGAGUCCUCUUUUAGAGUCAGAACUUUUCACUGUAUCUUUGUACCUACAGUAGGCCCUCGCUUCGUCAUUGAACUUGGAGACAAGACUUUAGACUUCAACGAGAACUUCCGCCUGUUCUUGGCCACACGAAUCCCCAACCCUGAAUUGCCACCAAAUGUUAUGUCGAUCCUUACAACAGUCAACUUCACAACAACAAGAGCAGGCUUGACAGGACAGCUUCUUGCAGCCACACUCCAGGUUGAGAAACCAGAAUUGGAAGUGCGUCGAACUGAACUUCUACGGCAAGAGGAAGACCUGAAGGUGCAACUAGUGAACUUGGAAGACCAUCUGCUCACAACUCUGGCUGAGUCACAAGGCAAUAUCCUAGAGAAUAAGGUGCUGAUAGCCUCCUUGGAAAAGUCAAAAUCCAGCGCAGCAACAAUUGAGACCUCACUAGAAGAAUCAGUGUCUUUGCAAGAAUCUCUGGAAAAUGAAAGGAAAGCCUACCUUACUCUGGCUCAGUCUGCAGCCAACUUGUACUUUGUCAUUUCUGAUCUCUCCAAGCUUAACAACAUGUAUCAGUUCAGUCUCAAUUCCUUCAUAGCCUUGUUCCACAAAGCACUCCAAACACCACAGGAUGGAAGUGCCACAGAGAACCGCAUUAAGGUGCUCCAGAGAGCCCUGAUAGAUCUCGUUUACAGCUACAUCAGUCGGUCGCUCUUCAAGGCAGAUCGGCUGAUGUUCGGCCUCCACCUUGUACACGGGAUGUAUCCUAACCAAUUCCAGAAAAAUGAGUGGCAAGCAUUUACAGGGCAGCUGGUCACUGAUGUAAAGGCCGAUGCUACAGAGCUGAAGGAAGCUCUGCCUAACUGGAUUGACGAGGAGAGAGCUUUUGCUGUGGCCCUGUUGAAGCAAACUUUCCCUGCCCUGUACGACAUGCUGAAUCUGGAUGACAUGUCCAUGUGGUCAGGUUUCUCCAAUUCCAGCCACUGUGAGCUCGACUUCCCUGUCCAGCUCAACCAGAAGCUGUCUUCAUUCCAACAGAUGCUCGUUAUUCAAGCCAUCAGGCCAGACCGUCUACAAUCUUCAAUGGUCAAUUUUGUGACAAGAGCUUUGGGAAUGAAGGAGCUGUCUCCACCAGCACUAAAUUUGCGACGUCUCUUGUCAGAGACGGUGGCUACAGAGCCAAUACUUAUCAUCAUAUCUGCUGGUGCUGACCCAUCUCAGGAGCUCUUGGACCUUGUGAAAAGUACAGUGGGAUCUAAUGCCUAUCAUGAGGUAGCAAUGGGUCAAGGGCAGAGCGAAAUAGCUGUCAGACUUCUCCAUGAAUGUGCAAAAGCUGGACAUUGGCUGUGUUUGAAGAACCUGCAUUUGGUGACUGCUUGGCUGCCAACACUUGAAAAAGAGCUGAACAACCUUCAGCCACAUGACAACUUCCGCCUCUGGCUGACAGCAGAACCCCACCUCAAGUUCACACCUAUCCUGCUGCAGACAAGCUUGAAAGUUACCUAUGAAGCCCCUGCAGGGAUCAAGAAGAACCUCCAGCGUACAUAUGACUCAUGGAACCCAGAACUGAUUGCACGUGACAAUAACGUGAAUCGAGCACAGACACUCUUUGUGCUGGCUUGGUUCCAUGCCAUUGUUCAGGAACGCAGAACUUACAUACCCCAAGGAUGGUCCAAGUUCUAUGAGUUUUCAUAUGCAGAUCUGAAGGCUGGAGUUGAUAUCAUUGAUAGGCUAUAUAAGCAAGCAGGAACUGGUGACAUCAAGUGGAAUUUCAUCUAUGGACUAUAUGAGAAUGCAAUCUACGGUGGCCGCAUAGACAACAUUUGGGACAUUCGAGUGUUGAAUGCUUAUCUUCGCAUCUUCUUCAACAAUGAUGUGGUGGGAGGCCGGAAGCCAUCAGCUGACCAACUUGCCAAGAGUCUUGCUCUUCCCACAACUGUUAAUUAUCAGGAUUACACGAGCCUCAUUAGAAAUCUGUCAGAUGAGGACGAUCCAAGUUACUUUGGCCUCCCAGCGAACAUUGAGAGAUCAUGGCAGCGCAUUGUUAGUUCACAAGUCAUUUCUCAGCUAAAAGUUCUCAUGAGAUCUCCUGAACUAGCUGGGAGGUUUGACCGUGAGAAAUGGCACACACAGCUGUCACCUGUACUAAACUUGUGGAAAAAGUUAAACCAGGGUGGGAACCUAAUACAAGCCAAGGUAGCGACACCAAGUUCCACAGCUGAGUCGCCAGUCAAGUCCUUUAUCCAGCUGGAGUACUAUUCAGUCAUCUCCAUCGUGCAGACUGUUCAUCGCUCACUGGCACAGCUCUCAAAAGUCAUUCGAGGAACACUUCUACUCACCAGUGAUGUUCAAAAACUUGCAGAUUCACUCCUCAGCCAAGAGACUCCAUCCAGCUGGCUGUCAUUAUGGGAAGGCCCAGAGGAUCCGUUAGAGUACUUGCGCAGUCUCGUUAGACGGGCAAACGGAAUUGGGAAGUGGGUAGCCAGAAGCGAUCAAGGAAAUCUUCUCAAAGAGCCUUUAGACCUGUCAGAUCUCCUUCACUCAGCCACUUUUCUGAAUGCUCUCAGGCAACAAACUGCAAGGGAAUACAGCACCUCAAUGGACAGCUUGGUUUUUGUUACGUCCUGGUCUCGUGGUGGAAUACCUGAUGCAAAGUUGACAAUGAAAUGGUCAGGGCUGCAGAUGGAAGGUGCAACAUUUGACGGAUCUCGCCUACAACAUAAUGCUCAUGAUUCAACAAGUAUCUCUGUUGCUCCUCUCUGUGUUGUGGCUUGGGUGCCCAAGGAACUGCAGAACAGACUCUAUCAUGAUGAACUACUCUCUGUGCCAGUCUACUCCUCGUCCAACAGAGAGCAGGUGGUGGCAAGUGUGACCAUACCUUGUCCAGCUCCGCACUAUGAGUGGCAUCAAGCAGGUUUAGCUCUUUUCCUUUCCACUUAGGAAAAAGUGUCAAAUGUUAUGAAGCAGUGAGUAUAUAAGAAUAUAAAGCAAAAUCUAACAAUUUCCACACAACACAGUCAGUAAUCUUGUUUGUUGAAUGUUGGUGCUAUUUCUGAGUUGCUGUGCAAAAUCACAUUCAGAUAUAUUUAAUGAAUUGCUUUGAAUAAAAGCACACUUUUAAACUAAGCA
Messenger RNA from Penaeus indicus, 12666 nucleotides. It is a transcript of the gene btv, whose product is annotated as cytoplasmic dynein 2 heavy chain 1-like. Gene Ontology annotation, cellular component: dynein complex. The record is from RefSeq and is a predicted model, not a curated record. The transcript has 68 exons. NCBI's taxonomy places the organism in Eukaryota, Metazoa, Arthropoda, Malacostraca, Decapoda, Penaeidae. Gene Ontology annotation, molecular function: ATP hydrolysis activity; ATP binding; dynein light intermediate chain binding. The annotation marks the transcript as partial. Gene Ontology annotation, biological process: microtubule-based movement.